GGGAGUGAAUGUUCCGGGUCAGAAACUGGACGGGAGAGAAAAUUAACUCCGGGACGAGACGGAAAAAACGAGAAUGCUGCCCGCCUGUGCACUGAGAUGUAGCCUGUGCUUUUUAAAUUAAACGGGAGUGAUUUUAACAGCGACGGAAAGUAAAGAACCAAGUACAGGGAAGAAGAAGAAGAAGAAGAAGAAGAAAACAGGUGCCUUCAAAGUAAAGUGAGACAACGACGGAGAGAAAUACUCAUGUUCGCCGCGACCUGACGAGCGUUAGCAAGCGUUGUUUACAGCUGGAGUUUCGGUGUUUAGUCGCUCGUGAGUAUCGCUCGGCUUGUUGUUUGACGGUGAAUUAAGUCCGGGACUGUCCCGUCGUAGCAAUCUGUUGCAUCCCUCCUUCCCACUCCUCCCCGUUGUUUGUUUAUUUGUCGCACGAGUACGAGAUUUAUUGCCGCCUCCCCCGUGAUGUUUCACUGUAUCCCCCUGUGGCGGUGCAACCGUCAUGUCGAGAUGAUCGAUAAACGCCACUGCUCCCUGCUCUAUGUGCCCGAUGAGAUUUAUCGCUACGGACGGAGUUUGGAGGAGCUGCUGCUGGAUGCCAACCAACUCCGAGACUUGCCAAAGCCAUUUUUCCAGCUGGUGAAGCUAAGAAAACUUGGCCUGAGUGACAACGAGAUCCAGAGACUUCCACCAGAAGUAGCCAACUUCAUGCAGCUCGUAGAACUGGACAUCUCUCGAAAUGAUAUUAUGGAAAUUCCAGAGAGCAUUUCAUACUGCAAAGCCCUCCAAGUGGCAGAUUUCAGUGGAAAUCCAUUAACAAGGUUACCCGAGACCUUUCCAGAGCUGCGGAAUCUAACGUGUCUUUCCAUCAAUGAUAUUUCAUUGCAAGUUCUUCCAGAAAACAUUGGAAACCUUUCCAACUUGAUCUCAUUAGAACUCAGAGAAAAUCUGCUCACAUUCCUUCCAGAGUCACUAUCGUUGCUUCAUAAACUUGAAGAGCUCGACCUCGGAAAUAAUGAACUAUAUUGUCUGCCGGAGUCAAUAGGCUGUCUUGUCAGCUUGAAGGACUUAUGGCUGGAUGGAAACCAGUUGGCUGAAGUACCUGCAGAGAUGGGCAGUAUGAAAAGCCUGGUGUGUCUGGAUGUGUCGGAAAACAAACUGGGGCACCUUCCCGAGGAACUGGGAUGUCUCCUGGCACUAACUGACCUGAUGGUGUCCCAGAACUUCAUCGAUGCUCUACCUGAUAGCAUUGGAAAACUACGGAAACUUUCUAUCCUGAAAGCUGACCAGAAUAAACUAACUUAUCUUCCAGAGAGCAUUGGCUACUGUGAAAGUCUAACUGAACUUGUGCUCACAGAGAACCAUCUACAGAGUUUACCAAGGACUAUUGGGAGAUUGAAGCGUCUUUCCAACUUCAAUUGUGACAGAAACCAGCUAAUGUCUCUGCCUAAAGAGAUCGGUGGCUGCAGCGGGUUGAAUGUCUUCUGUGUACGAGAGAACAGGCUGACGAGGAUACCGUCAGAGCUGUCCCAGGCCACAGAGCUGCAUGUGUUCGACGUCUCUGGAAAUAGGCUCACACACUUACCGAUGUCACUGACCACACUGCGGCUGAAAGCUUUGUGGUUGUCCGAAAACCAGUCGCAGCCUCUCCUCACCUUUCAGACCGAUGAGGAUCCCGAGACGGGCGAGAAGGUGCUCACCUGUGUGCUGCUGCCUCAGCAGCCAUUUGAGGCCGACAACAAAGGUUCUGAUAAACUUGCCCGAUUUGGAGCCCUGGAGAGCCUGGUAAAUGACAUGGCAGAUGACACGUGGGACAACAAAGCCGUGAACAGGAUCAGUGCCAUCCACUUCCUGGAUGAUGAUGAUGAUGAGGAGGAUGAUGAAAAGGGAACUCUACUGCGGCGAGCCACGCCUCACCCCGGUGAGCUGAAAACGAUGAAGAAGGCGGCCGAGAACCUCCGCAAUGACCUGAAUGCUGCCAAAGGCCUGGACUCCAACAAAAAUGAGGUCAAUAACGCUGCAGAUGGAGUGACAACGUCUGUGUGACCUUUACCUCAGAGAUCUGUUUGGUUUUUUUUUUACCUCCUGUGUCUCACCGUGUCGCCCUGCACAGCCCCUGCAGCCCCCAUUUUUUUCUUUUACCUACAAACCCUGGUGUGGCCUACCCCCCCUCCAAUUAAACCCUGGGACGCCUGUAACCUUGCUCCAUGUCCAGCCCUGUGUAAACGCGCGUUUGACUCCGUUCUACCCGGCCGCUGUGCCUUCCUCUUUUCAAUUAAUGUCCACAGCAAUAAUCUGCACAAAGACGCUUCUUUUAAAAGAUAUUUUAAAGAUUAAAUUUUUUUUUUUUUUUUUU
Molecule: messenger RNA, 2350 nt
Organism: Solea solea (common sole)
Lineage: Eukaryota; Metazoa; Chordata; Actinopteri; Pleuronectiformes; Soleidae
Gene: lrrc1
Product: leucine rich repeat containing 1
Exons: 14
Coding region: 460-2040 (526 amino acids)
Biological process (GO): neurotransmitter receptor transport, endosome to postsynaptic membrane; neurotransmitter receptor transport postsynaptic membrane to endosome
Cellular component (GO): postsynaptic density; adherens junction; postsynaptic membrane
Molecular function (GO): protein binding
Source: RefSeq, a predicted model, not a curated record